Molecule: messenger RNA, 3295 nt
Organism: Arabidopsis arenosa
Lineage: Eukaryota; Viridiplantae; Streptophyta; Magnoliopsida; Brassicales; Brassicaceae
Source: the annotation of a GenBank genome assembly
GGAUCUCAGUCAAUGCUCCUUAAUCUCUCUUACCGAUUAGUCAAUCUCCACUCAGAUCGGUUCCGACGCCGGCGAACUCUGUCCGUCAAAGCUCCGUCUUGAGGGAGAUUCUUGAUCUGUGUUACUUUAAGAGAAGGGUUUUGUUUUGGGAUCUGAAACGGAAAUCAAGAUGGGUUUUUUCAGUACGAUACUAGGGUUUUGCGGAUUUGGAGUUGGGAUUUCUUUGGGACUUGUUAUUGGUUACGUUCUAUUCGUCUACUUGCUGCCCAACGACGUCAAGGAUCUUGAAAUUCGUUCAAUAGCUGACCAAGAUCCCAAAGCUAUGCUACGGAUGCUUCCAGAGAUACCUCUAUGGGUCAAAAAUCCCGAUUUCGAUCGUGUUGACUGGAUUAACAGAUUUCUCGAGUACAUGUGGCCUUAUCUCGACAAGGCCAUAUGUAAGACUGCAAAGAAUAUAGCAAAGCCGAUCAUUGAGGAGCAGAUACCAAAGUACAAGAUUGACUCUGUUGAAUUUGAAACACUUACACUAGGCUCUUUACCCCCUACAUUUCAAGGGAUGAAAGUUUAUCUCACGGACGAGAACGAGUUGAUUAUGGAACCAUGCUUGAAAUGGGCCGCAAAUCCCAAUAUCUUGGUUGCCAUCAAGGCAUUUGGGUUGAAGGCAACAGUUCAGGUGGUCGAUCUGCAAGUUUUUGCUCAGCCCCGUAUCACUCUCAAGCCAUUAGUCCCAAGUUUUCCUUGUUUUGCCAACAUCUAUGUGUCUCUUAUGGAGAAGCCACACGUUGAUUUUGGACUGAAGCUUGGUGGAGCAGAUCUUAUGUCAAUCCCUGGCCUCUACAGAUUUGUUCAGGAGCAAAUCAAGGAUCAAGUUGCAAACAUGUAUCUCUGGCCGAAGACUCUUGUAGUUCCAAUCCUUGACCCUGCGAAAGCAUUCAGAAGGCCUGUUGGAAUCGUCCAUGUGAAAGUUGUGAAGGCUGUGGGACUGAGGAAAAAAGAUCUCAUGGGUGGGGCAGAUCCAUACGUGAAAAUCAAGCUCUCUGAAGAUAAGAUUCCUUCGAAGAAGACAACAGUUAAACACAAAAAUUUGAAUCCUGAAUGGAAUGAGGAGUUCAAAUUCUCGGUCAGAGAUCCCCAGACUCAGGUUCUAGAGUUCACUGUGUAUGACUGGGAACAGGUUGGGAAGGACGAUAAGAUGGGUAUGAAUGUAUUAGCUCUGAAAGAAAUGGUGCCUAACGAACAUAAAGCAUUCACCUUGGAACUGCGUAAGACUCUGGACGGCGGUGAAGAAGGGCAGACUGACAAGUAUAGGGGGAAGCUGGAGGUCGAACUCUCGUAUAAGCCAUUCACGGAGGAAGAAAUGCCCAAAGGCUUUGAGGAAACGCAAGCUGUACAGAAAGCUCCAGAAGGCACACCGGCUGCUGGAGGAAUGCUUGUGGUAAAAGUGCAUUCGGCUGAGGAUGUUGAAGGAAAGCACCAUACAAAUCCUUACGUGCGCAUCUAUUUCAAAGGGGAGGAGAGAAAAACGAAGCACGUGAAGAAGAACAGAGACCCAAGGUGGAAUGAGGAGUUCUCCUUCAUGCUCGAGGAGCCUCCAGUCCGUGAGAAGCUGCACGUGGAAGUGCUGAGCACCUCUUCCAGGAUAGGUUUAUUGCAUCCCAAGGAAACACUGGGGUACGUGGAUAUUCCGGUGGUGGACGUGGUGAACAACAAAAGGAUGAAUCAGAAAGUUGAAGAUGUUGAGACGGUUGAUGUUUACGCAGCUAAAGGCUUUCUUUGUAUUGGUCAUCGAUAUCUCGAUGUAAGGACAAAUGAAGAAUUCGCCAAGAGUCAUGUUGAGGAUGCUUUGAACAUUCCUUAUAUGUUACAAACAGAUGAAGGUAGGGUUAUAAAUCCUGAUUUCCUUCCUCAAGUGGCAUCGGUUUGCAAGAAAGAUGAACAUAUGAUCGUGGCUUGUAACGCUGGAGGAAGAGGAAGUCGUGCUUGUGCUGAUCUUCUCAAUGCGGGGUACGAGCAUGUGGCUAACAUGAGGGGAGGCUACUCGGCUUGGGUUGACGCUGGAUUCGCCGGCGACAAACCCCCAGAAGACCUCAAGAUUGCUUGCAAGUUCCGCCCAAAGGAAAUACCUGGCCACUACAGAUUUGUUCAGGAGCAAAUCAAGGAUCAAGUUGCGAACAUGUAUCUCUCGCCUAAGACCCUUGUAGUUCCAAACCUUGACCCUGCGAAAGCAUUCAGAAGGCAUGUUGGAAUCGUCCAUGUGAAAGUUGUGAAGGCUGUGGGGCUGAGGAAAACUGGUCUGAUGGGUACGACAGAUCCAUACGUGGAAAUCAAGCUAUCUGAAGAUAAGAUUCCUUCUAAGAAGACAACAGUUAAACACAAGAAUUUGAAUCCUGAAUGGAAUGAGGAGUUCAAAUUCUCAGUCCAAGAUCCCCAAACUCAGGUUCUAGAGUUCAAUGUGUAUGACUGGGAACAGGUUGGGAAGCACGAUAAGAUGGGUAUGAAUGUAUUAGCUCUGAAAGAAAUGGUGUCUAACGAACAUAAAGCAUUCACCUUGGAACUGCGUAAGACGCUGGACGGCGGUGAAGAAAGGCAGACUGAUAGGGGGAAGCUGGAGGUCGAACUCUCGUUUAAGCCAUUCACGGAGGAAGAAAUGCAAGCUGUAGAGAAAGCUCCAGAAGGCACACCGGCUGCUGGAGGAAUGCUUGUGGUAAUGGUGCAUUCGGCUGAGGAUGUUGAAGGAAAGCACCAUACGAAUCCUUACGUGCGCAUUUAUUUCAAAGGGGAGGAGAGAAAAACGAAGCACGUGAAGAAGAACAGAGACCCAAGGUGGAAUGAGGAGUUCUCCUUCAUACUCGAGGAGCCUCCAGUCCAUGAGAAGCUGCACGUGGAAGUGCUGAGCAACUCUUCCAGGAUAGGUUUAUUGCAUCCCAAGGAAACACUGGGGUACGUGGAUAUUCCGGUGGUGGACGUGGUGAACAACAAAAGGAUGAAUCAGAAGUUUCACCUUAUUGAUUCUAAGAACGGCAAGAUCCAAAUCGAGCUUGAGUGGCGAACUGUCUCUUGAUUUCUGAUUCGAUUCGAGAACAAACAAAGAGAUAAUUGGUUUGAUGUUGUUAAAAACUUUGUGACACAAAAUGGGCUUUAACUCUUAAAACCAACAUUCAGAUUUGCAGAGCCUUCUUUGAUUUGGUUUGUGUGUUUUCAACUUCUCUUCUCUAUGAUAUUCGGUAGUGUGACUCUCUGUUUUCACUGCUCAUUUUUUAGCGAGAAUAUGUCUCAAAAAAUUAUUUGCAAUUAA